Molecule: messenger RNA, 12223 nt
Organism: Cyprinodon tularosa
Lineage: Eukaryota; Metazoa; Chordata; Actinopteri; Cyprinodontiformes; Cyprinodontidae
Gene: spegb
Product: striated muscle enriched protein kinase b
Exons: 41
Coding region: 684-11402 (3572 amino acids)
Biological process (GO): protein phosphorylation
Molecular function (GO): protein kinase activity; protein binding; ATP binding
Source: RefSeq, a predicted model, not a curated record
GUGUGGUUCGGAGGGCUCUGACCAUCAUUUCCUCGUCCAGGCUGACUGGCAAAGGUAGGGGGAAAUCAUGAGUUGGCUGAUCUAACUUAUGGAACAAGGAACCGUAAGGGGAGGGGGGGGGUUAGAGUGUAACUUAUCUGGUUGAACCUGGUCCCGGGAUGAUCUUUGGACGAAGCCAAGCAAGAAUCUCAAGCAAUCUCCAAUGAAGACUCGUUCACCUUUAUGAAGAAGUUACACUCUCCUGGGAAGAGGUCAAAUCAAGAGUAAGACACGAUUAGGAUAAAACCAAGCUGGAGAAUCAAAGCUGUCAUUUCCAAGAGGAGCCAAAGGAGCUGCUGUUAACGCAACAUGAUCCGCUGGGUCUUAUCCUAAAAAUACCUCCGUUCAGGCGAGUGGUCGCUGGUUCUGUGCCGUCUGAUUACCUGCUCAUCAACAAUUCCUUUUUCAGUUAACCAAAAAACAGAUAGAUGUGAUAACUGCACAGAUGUUAGCAAGUGUUUUAUUUUCUGCACAUAGUUAAAUGGAUGGAUAAUCUGAUUAUUUCUGCAACUUACAAUGUGACACCUGUUGAAAGACUUACGGGGCCCUGCCAAGAGUUUGGUUCGGAUCAACGAAGUGCCAUUUUCCCACAGUUAGGACAUACAGGUUGAUAAUUCUUUGUGCCCUCACUUUUAAGUUCAAUCAUGAGGAAAGCAGAUGUACCAAUGACCCUUAAGAAGGGGGCAGAUGAAGCAGCAGCACCCCCAAGUCCCAUCAUCCCACCAAAACGGUCCAAAACGAGCCCGGAUCAGAUAGUCCCCGGUCAUCCCAACCCAUCUCCACCUGUUUUCAUCCGAAAAAUGAGGAAUGCCGCCGUGGGGACAGGCUGCGACAUUCGACUCAAGGUGACAGUGGCUGGACACCCCCAACCAUCCCUGUACUGGUACCACAACGAUGAGCUCCUUAACAUGGAGAACCAGGAGUACGGAGGCCUUUGGAUUAGAGACUGCAAACCCAGUGAUGCUGGUCUCUACACCUGCAUCGCCAAUAACCACCUGGGAGAAGCUCGGACGAGCGCAGUGCUGGCCGUCUUAGAUCUGGGAGAAGACUCUGAAACAACAGAAGAUGAAGGUGGAGACCAGUUCGAGACCAAAGAGGACGGUGGGGAUGUUGAGGACCAGGCGUUUUAUGUGAUGGAAAAAGUUGGAGAGGAAAAAAGCAGAGCACAUGGACACGAGGAUCUCUCUACCAGAAGCCAUCCAGAAGACUUUGUUAGAGAAUCUCCACCCCAAGUUCUUCCACCACCAUCGCCAAGGCUGGUAAAACGUACGCCCUCCUCUCCGAUGCCAAGUCGCUCUGGUUCAACUACACCUGUCAGCUCACGUAAGAAAACUGUUGUGCCAACCGAAUAUCAAGACACAGUUCCAGGGGAGUUUGAGGAGAAGACUAAGCAGCCAAAGAGUGUUUCUCAGGGAGGGGGGCAAGACUCCAGACCACAGACCCCACUGAGUGAGUGCUCCAGAAAAGAGUUCAACCUCAGACCAUCUCCAAAGCUUACAAGGGCAAGCUCAAAGGUUUUUGAGAAGGUCCGGGGCUUAGAGGAGCGCAGACGAAGUCUUGAUAUUCCAGAGGGGUCAGUCUCUGGAAGAUCCUGGGCAGGAUUCAACCGUGCUGGAUCUGUAGAUUCAGAUGAUGGUGGAAGCCGGUUGGGCAUCUCCAGAGAAAGUUCAAGAGAAGAUCUCAGAGAAGCUUUGAAAGAGGAUGCUGCUGAGAGGAGAUCCAUGUUCAAACAGAGAGCUGCUUCACUGGAGGAGAAACCUCGCUACUCUCAAAAAGUUCAAGAUAUUGAAAACAAGUUCACAGAAGAGCUUCAGCGCAUCAAAAAACUUGUUGGGAAACCUCAUCUAAAAAAAUCCUUCUCCACUGAACAGCUCACCCUGAAGGGGAGGCAGCGUCAACCUCUCCGAAAAAUUGAACCAAUCCCUCCACAAGUCCUACAGAAACUGCAAGAAAGAGAACGGGUUCAGUUGGAAAAGCAGCAGAAGGAGAAGGAACUGAGUCAACAACAAAUGCAGCAACAACAGCAGGAAUUGCAUCAACUUCAUCCCCAAAAGACAACAACUGGAUCAACAGGAUCAGCAGUUCCAACUUCAGGGAGAAUUAGAAAUCUCCCAGGGCCCCCAGAAUCAGUACAGCUAUCAGAUCUGCCAGGACAACGGUUUGUCAGGGAAUUACAUAGAGUAAGUCCAGUAACAGAAAUAGUUCAAAGGUCAACUUCACCAGCAUUACAUCAACAACAAAGGGCAGAAUCACCCAGUGUCACAAUGACACUUCGUAAAGUUGAACGAAGGCCUCCUAGUCCACUUGUUCAAAGAGUAACUCGAAUGCAAGAAUCCCCACAUAUCCAAGAACCUGAGACAGGGAGGAAAACACUAGCGGAUAUAUCAUUAAGAAAAAUUGAAAACCGACCGGAAAGUCCCCUGGUACAGAAAAGGGCUGUCAUUAUGCAAGACCUCUCUCUUCAACCUCGUCCAAAAUCCCCAAGAGUAACAUCAAUCACCCCAACAGAAGACGCAAUAGAAGUGGAGGUGUCAAAACCUGCCUUAAAAUUAAAGGUCCCCACAAUUGUUGUUGAAGAUGAAAGAAUGGAUGAGAGUGUCCCUGCAAAGAAAACUGAGCCCAAGCAAAAAAACACAAAUGCCAAGGAGGGAAAGCCUUUGAAAACAAAAGGAAAGAACCGCCGUCCUCGUCCUCUUUCGCCAGAAUUAGAUUCUUCAGAUGAUUCCUACGUUUCUGCUGGAGAAGACCCAAUGGAGGCUCCUGUGUUUGAGUUUACCCUCCAGGAUACUGUAGCAUCCGCUGGAGCAGAUGUGCUACUAAAAACUAUUAUUGCUGGAACACCUUGUCCGGAAGUUACCUGGACAAAAGACAACACUGAUGUCACAGGUAUGCUAAACUACCUGGUCAAAGUGGAGGGUGAACGUCAUAGUCUGCUAAUAAAAUCGGCUAAAACAUCUGACAGUGGAAAAUACUGUGUAACUGCUGUUAAUCAGAUGGGAAGGGCCACCAGCACUGCCACUCUUACAGUUAAAGCAGAAUCUGCACAGGAGCCAAGGGGAAGUUUGGGUGUGCCAAUGGAAAUCAGCAGCCCUAUAACAUCUGAUGAGGAGUAUCUAAGUCCUUUGGAGGAAGUUAUGGAUUUUGGAGUUCAAGAGCCAAAACGAACAAUUGAUGCCAGAUUUAGAGAACCUCCUGCUUUUCUGGCGACAAUGACAGACCAAGCUGUCAUUGAAGGACAGGAGGUCACCAUGUCUGUUCGAAUUACAGGCCAACCCAAACCCAUGCUUUAUUGGCUGAGGGACAGAGUCACAGUGAAAACAGACCCCCGUCACAUUGUACGCGAGACCUCAGAUGGCACCUUUGAGAUGACCAUCAAGUCUUCAGUGAGAUCAGACUCUGGACUUUACACCUGUCGCAUCAUUAAUGAGUACGGGACGAAGCAGUGUGAAGCAAGGCUGGAUGUUAAAGCUCCUCCAGUUGAGCCUGGACUGUCCGUCAUCCGUCCGGUGAGGGACAUCACAGCGAAGGCCGGGGAGACGGUUUUAUUCGAGUGUCAUGUCAUUGGACCAAAAGACACUGAUGUGGACUGGCUCGCCGAUGGGAAACUGAUCCAGCCCGCCUUGCUAAACUGUAAGAUGCACUUCGAUGGGAGGAAGUGCAGACUGCUGCUCAAUUCUGUGCAUGAGGACGAUAGCGGGACGUACACAUGCAAACUCAGCACAGCUAAAGAGGAAAUAACAACAAGUGGGAAACUCAAAGUCAUCCCAUCACUGGAGCCUCUGUUCACUCGGAAGUUGGACGUUUUAGAAGUGAUUGAAGGUCGAAACGCCCGAUUCGACUGCAAAGUCAGCGGGACUCCGCCUCCUAAAGUCCUCUGGAGCCAUUUCGAUCAGCCGCUCAUCGAAAGCGAGGACAUCAGAAUUGUCCAGGAGGGUGGCCGUCAUUCUCUCAUUAUUUCCCACGUGACCAACGACGACGAGGGUUUCUACACCAUCAGAGCUCGAAACAGUAAUGGAGAAGCCGAGAACUCUGCUGAACUCUAUAUACAAGAACCACGGCCAGCCAUCUCCUCUCAGAUGGCCAAACUAGAGAAGAUGCCAUCCAUCCCCGAGGAGCCCGAGGUCCCAGAGAACGAAUUGGAGCGCUUCACCAUGCCCGACUUCAUCAAACCUCUCUACGACCUGGAUGUGAUUGAGGGAAAAGAAGCUGUGCUGAAGUGCAAAGUGGCCGGUUUGCCAUAUCCUACCAUCACCUGGUUCCAUAACGGGAAGAGGAUAGAGAGCACGGAGGAUAGAAAGAUGACGCAGUUCCGAGACGUUCACAGCCUGGUCAUCCGCUCUGUGUGUCACGCUCAUGGUGGAGUUUAUAAGAGUGUGAUCGCCAAUAAAGUGGGAAAGGCCACCUGCUAUGCACAUCUCUAUGUUACAGAUAUUCUCCCUGAUCCUCCUGAUGGAAUUCCAGUGAUUGAGAACAUCACUGGGAAAACCAUCACUUUGAGCUGGAAGAAACCCAGAAGGUUGGACCCUUCCAUUGAUCCCAGCUCCCUGAUGUAUGCCAUCCAACAGCAAGCUCUGGGCUCCAUCCAGUGGAUUAUAAUUGCCUCUGGUCUAAAAGAGACAACCUACACCAUCACCACCCUCUCUAAAGGUGUGCGCUAUGCAUUCAGGGUCCUGACCAUAACCUCUAAAGCCUUUAGCAAACCCUCUCCGGCAACGGAUCCGGUUCAGCUUCUGGACAAAGGUCCACACCUUCAGGAAGCUCCAGUGAUUAUUGAUAAACCAGACGUUGUGUAUGCUAUUGAAAACCAGUCGGUCACAAUCUCCAUCAAUCUCAAUCAUGUCAACGCUGCCAUCACCUGGAAAAGGAAAGGUGUAACUCUGGCAAACAAGCCUGGCAUGUAUGAGAUGGGGAUGCCAGAUGACGACCAGCAUACACUCAAGCUGCUGAAAGUUAAGAGUUUGGACGUUGGUGAGAUGAGCUUUGUGGCCACCAAUGAGUUUGGAAGUGACAGCUGCAGCUUCAGGCUGGAGACGGCUGCUCCACCAACAUUUGAGACAAUCAUGGAAGACCUGGACGUUUGCACUGGGGAGACUCCUCGCUUUGCUGUGGUUGUGGAGGGUAAACCUGUCCCUGACAUCCUCUGGUUUAAGGGGGACACCCUGCUGUCAGAGAGCAGUCACUACACCUUUGUCUAUGAUGAUAAUGAAUGCUCCCUGGUGGUCCUAAAUGCUCAUCCUGAAGACUCUGGGGUGUACACCUGCACCGCCCGAAACCUGGCAGGAUCUGUGUCCUGUAAAGCUGAGCUCACUGUUCAUGAGGCUAAGAGGGAGGAAUCCAUGGAUGAUGAAGGGAGUUACAUGCGGAAGAUGCACAGAUUGACUGAUUAUUAUGACAUCUUUAAGGAAAUUGGAAGGGGUGCAUUUUCCUACAUCAAACGAGUGAAGGAAAAGGCAACCAAAGCAGAGUACGCUGCAAAAUUCAUCUCCAGUCGAGCCAAGAAGAAAGACUCUGCUCUGAGAGAAAUGAGACUGCUGUCCAAGCUGGACCAUGAGAGGGUUCUUUAUUUCCAUGAUGCGUUUGAGAAGAAGAACACGGUCAUCAUCAUCACAGCGAUAUGCCAGGAGGAGCUUCUGGACAGAUUCAUCAGAAAAUCUACAAUUCUGGAGUCUGACGUGCGAUCAUGCAUUCGACAGAUACUGGAGGGCUUAGACUACCUUCAUCAUCUGAACAUCAUUCACCUUGAUAUAAAGCCUGAUAACAUCCUCAUGGCAGAUCUCCAAAGUGAUCAGAUCCGUUUAUGUGAUUUUGGAAACGCUCUGGAGGUCACGCCUGAUGAGGCUCAGUAUUGCAAAUAUGGCACACCCGAAUUUGUCGCUCCAGAAAUCGUCAACCAAACACCUGUUUCAAAAGCUACUGACAUAUGGCCUAUAGGUGUUAUAACCUACCUGUGCUUGACAGGAAUCUCCCCGUUUGCCGGGGAGAGCGACCGCAGCUCUUUGCUGAACAUCAGGAACUAUAACGUGGCUUUUGAGGAGAACAUGUUUGCUGAUCUUUGUCGAGAGGCUAAAGGCUUCAUCAUCAAGCUGUUGGUAACAGACAGACUGAGACCAGAUACACAGGAAUGUCUCAGACACCCAUGGUUCAAGAUACUAAGCAAGGGGAACACCAUCAGUACAGAGGGCCUGAAGAAGUUUGCUUCUCGUCGAAAAUGGCAGCGUUCUAUUAUCAGCUAUAAAUCAAAAAUGGUCAUGAGAUCCAUACCAGAGUUGUUGAAUGAUUCCUCGAACCACACCUCCAUUGCAGUUCCAAGGCACCAGAAAGAGGGCUCGCCUCUGCCAUCUUCAUCCUCUGAUUCAGAUGAAGAUAUCGAUGAACUUCCUUUUAUUCCGAUGCCACUUAACAUGGACUUCUCUGGAUCAAGAAUGUCACUGAAUGACAUUCAGACCAAUGAACAGGAAACAGGAAAGGAGAAUAAAAAAAGUCAGUGGUCUGGAUCACCUUCUGAUAGCCAGCAGGCAAUGGAGUUUUACUCUCAGGAGCAGGAAACAUUAAGAAGUGAGGCAGGAGGGAAAGGCCAUCUUCGAAAACGCUCUACUGAAGACAGUGACAAAGGUUUUUCAGAAGAGUCACCUGCUGAAUUGAUCCGGAAAUCAGAACUAUCAAGAAAACCCCUUAAAAGAGGAUCAAGCAUGGAGUCUGACAAGGUAGAAGGAGGCCGGAAAAGAGGAGAACUACGGCGUGGUGGUUCAGCUGAUAGCGCUCUGCUGCUACGGAUUACUCCAGAAGAAGGAGCUGCGGUAGAAAAUGCUGAAGAAGGACGGAGAGUUUUAAAGAAAGCUGUCUCCAUGGAACUACCAAGGAGGAGCACCAGCCCUGGAACUGCAAAGAUGAGUCAAGAAGACUAUGCUCUUAAAUUGGAGCUAAUGAGACAAAGACUGCUUCGUGGUGGUUCUGUAGACAACAAGAUGAGUGGUCUGAGAGGACCUCUUUUGGAGACAUUAGGGAUGGGCGAUGAAAAGCGAGCAACACCAUCAGAUCACUACUCUCGCAAUGUUCGUCUUGGCCCACCUCCACUAACUAGAGCUGCAUCGAGUGACUUUGCAAGGGACGAAGUUCCAAAAACUAAAGUUUUACGUAAAAGCACUUCUUUUAGUCAGGGCGAUUCAGAACCCAUACCUUUACAUCGCAGAUCAGGAGCACCUCUGGAGAUCCCUGUUGCACAAAUAGAAGAACGGCGGCUAAAAGAAGCUAUUUCCAUGUCAGCUCUGACAGAACAAACAAAGUUAGAUUCACGUCCAGAGACUCCAAGAGAAUCUUCUCCAAAACCACAUACUCCAGAGCCUGCUAUAACAGAAAAGCAAUCCAAAGCAGAGAGUCAGUAUUCCCUUAUGGAAAAAGAGAUCAGAACAGAUGAUAGCAUUAGUGAAAAGAUGGAUGGACUGACUGCAGACAUAAAUUUUGAUGAAAGGUCAAGCACAAGUGGAUUCUCAGAGAAGGACAUGAGUAUUUCAGAGGAACCAUUGAUUGAAACAGAAAAUGUGGGCCAGACAAUUCCCACAACUCCUGAUAUGGUCCAAAGCUCUGGAGCAGAAGAGAAAGUGUUAGAGGAGAAAGAAGAACAAAGAAAGGUGCAUGAAGAAAAGCAAGAAUUUGCAAAAGAAGAUGAAAAAAGACUUGACCACACAGCUGAGUUGUUUAAAGAAGAUGUAGAAAAGACAAGUACCCCAAAAAAGUCUUCUGAGAUGAUCAUAAGCACAAAUUCCGUUAUGAUGAAACCAACAAAAAAUAUUAACCAGCCCCCAGUUGAUGUCACUUCCACAUAUAUAACACCCACACUUCCUGCCCGAGUUGUUCUUCCAGAUGGAAGAAUGUCAGCUUAUGCCAGUAUAAUGCAGACCAUCGUAGUGCCUACCCUUCAGCCUCUCAACCCAUCACCCCUAGCCCCUUCUACUCCAAUUGUUGUUCCAGCGACUACUUCAGCCUCAGCUACAUCUCAGGCAUCUUCACUACAGAUCACAUCAUCCAGCUCACCUGGCUCACAGAAGCCAAUCAUGUCAACCACUGAGCACCCUGCAGUCUACUCUAGAGUAGCAUCACCAGAAAUGAUCACCAAAGAACCUAGCCCACCAAAGUCCUUUACACAAACAUCAUCACAGCAAGAGCUCUCAGCUGGAGCUGACUUAGAAAAUAUGACCUCUGAAGAGGUCUUCGAGACCCGCUUUAAAAAACGCGAAUCUUCCCUUUCAAGGGGUCUGAAAUUUCUAUCAAGAUCAAAGAAUGAAGAUUCAUUACCAACAAUCCAAGCUACAACAGAGACAUCCGAGGAGAUAUACAGACCUGGGCCAGUUGGUGCUCCAUUACAGUUGGCCUCAAGGAGACUUGAAGAAAAGUCUAAAUCGGUCCAGGAUCUUCGUGAAGCUCAAAAAGAUCAAGGCUUCAUGAAAAGGCUCUCUAUGCGCUUGAAGAGAACUCCGUCGACAGAGCGCACUGAUGAAUUAUUGAAAGAAGAUGAUUCCACUGGUUCAAGACGUCGGCUCUCUUGGACUCUGGGCAGACGGGGUUCUCAGGAAAAGAAAGAGGUAGAGAUGACAAAGAUGGAUGGAGAAAGUGAUAAACCAGUGGAAGAAAGGGAAGUAAAGAAACCUAAUGAAUCACCAGUGUUGGCAAUGCGGAGGAAGAUUGAAUCAACUGUGGCAGGGAUUUCCACAAGAAUUCGUAGUUACUCAGAAGAGAGACGGGCCUCAGAAGAUAAGGAAUCAAAAAGAACGCCAAUUCUUUCAAUGCUUCGUCGGUCAACAUCAGAGAGUCGUGCUAUGAAGACUGGUACUGUUCCUCAAAACCAGCUGUUGACUCAGGCCAGUAAUGGGGCCUCAUCAGAGUCACUUGACUCAAUGUCGAGCCUAAAAUCCGAAACAUCAAAGGGUAUUGAGGUUGAGCGGAGAUCAAGAUGGGAUAGAUGGGGCUUGACAAGAGGGAGACGAGACAAAACAGUAUCUCAGCCUGACAUACCGACCGCAAUCUCUCGAGACAAUAGUUCCUUACGUUCACGCCAGUACUCCAAAUUAGCUUCUGAUUUUCCUCCUGUGUUCCAUAUAAAGCUCAGAGAUCAUGUCCUUUUGGAGGGUGACCCAGUAACCCUCAGCUGUCUGCCAGCUGGAAGUCCCCACCCACACAUUACCUGGUUAAAAGACAAAAAGCCUUUAGAGAUCGAUGGAAGAAUGAAUAUGAUUUCCUGCCCCGAUGGCCGACAGCUGCUGAUGAUCAUGCAAACCACCAAAAAAGAUGCUGGGGUGUAUGAAUGUGUUGCUACAAACCCCCUGGCCUCUGUAUCCAGCUCUUGCACCAUCUCCCUUGCUCGCCUGCCAAAUCGUCCUGGGACCCCAGAGAUUCCUCAGAAAUAUAACAACACUGCUUUGGUGGUGUGGCGACCCUCUGACACCAUGGCCCCUUGCACAUACUCUCUAGAGAGAAGAACAGAAGGUGACAGUAACUGGCUGAUAGUGGCAACUGGAGUGGCAGAUUGCUAUUACAAUGUCACGGACCUGCAAGCAGGGGCCUCCUUCAGGUUCAGGGUGGCUUGUGUCAACAAAGCUGGUCAGGGCCCCUACAGCAACCUGUCAGAGGUUGUGACUCUGGAUACCACAGAACCAUCAAAAACCAGUGCUUCUGUAGUUGUUAAGACUGUUCCUGCCACAAGUCCUCCACCACCCAUGGUGAUGAUGUCAUCCAUGAAAGUGCCUCCCAUCAAACCAGCUCCCAGUAAAUCCACAACUGUAACUUCAGUGUCAGCUCCCGUUUUGUCAGUGGCUAAGUCUCCAUCUCCUGUAACCAUCAAGCCAGUUGAGGUCAGUCCUGGACAUACUGCAGGAACUGUGCCUACCAGCUCACCCUCUGCUGAACAAGCUCCAGUGCUCACAACAGUCGCCCAAGUCACAUCACCAAAAGCAAAAACCUCGAUCAGUAUCAGCAUGAGCAAACCCCAGGCAAAGCUUACAUCUCCACCUGUGGUUCCACCCAAACCUCAGAGUCCUGUAGUUGGACCCCCCACCAUGACCAUCAAACCACCUUCUCCUGUUUCAACCGCUGCUUCUCAGAUCGGGAAGCCUAUUUCCUCUGUGCCACUGUAUGUUCCAGCAGCAACAACUCGUUCCACCCCAACUUCUCAAGCUGCUUCUACUCCAACAACUACAGCACAUUCAGUCACUUCUGUGACAAUGUCCCCACCGGUUGUGAUAGUGCAGAGCCUCACACCAGUUCUACAGAGAGGGGACAGCUUAAGUACCCCUACUGGGCGGAUCACCCCAUCCGGACGUCUCACACCUUCUGGACGCAGGACACCACUGGGAAAGCCAGUGGAGGGAUCUUUACGCCAGGGGGUUCCACAGAAACCGUAUACCUUUAUGGAUGAGAAAGCAAGGGGUCGGUUUGGUGUGAUACGGGAGUGUCGUGAAAAUGCCACAGGCAACCUCUUCAUGGCAAAGAUUGUUCCUUAUGAGGCAGACACCAAGCAGGCAGUGCUUCAGGAGUAUGAUAUCCUUAAAUCUCUUCAUCAUGACAGGAUUAUGGCUCUACACGAGGCCUAUGUUACACCACGCUACCUGGUGCUCAUUUCCGAGUACUGCAGUGGGAGGGAGUUGCUCUACAGCCUCAUAGAAAGGUUCCGUUACUCUGAGGAUGAUGUGGUAACUUACAUUGUGCAGAUCCUUCAGGGUCUAGACUACCUACAUGCUCGCCGCAUCCUGCACCUUGAUAUCAAACCAGAUAACAUCAUAGUGACGCACAUGAACCUCGUCAAGAUAAUUGACUUUGGAAGUGCUCAAACGUACAACCCUCUUUUUCUUAAGCAGUUCAGCCCUCCAAUUGGAACACUGGAAUACAUGUCUCCAGAGAUGUUGAAAGGAGAUGUUGUGGGUCCUCCAGCAGACAUCUGGAGCGUUGGUGUCCUGACUUUUAUCAUGUUGAGUGGCAGGUCGCCUUUCAUGGAAAACGAUCCUCAGGAGACUGAAGCCAGGACCCUGGCAGCCAAGUUUGAUCUGUCUAAACUUUAUCAGAAUGUGUCACAAAGUGCCUCCUUGUUCCUAAAAAAGAUCCUGUGUAGCUACCCUUGGGCCCGUCCGUCAAUCAAGGACUGUUUCAGUAACUCCUGGCUUCAAGAUGCCUACCUGAUGCGCCUUCGCAGGCAGACUCUCACCUUUACAACAACUCGUCUCAAGGAAUUCUUGUCCGACCAGCAGCGCCGGCGGCAGGAGGUGGCCACCAAGCACAAAGUCCUACUUCGGUCCUACCAGAGUUCCCCACUAACACCCAACAGCCCUACUAAGCCAACAGUGCCCACGUCAGCCUCUACACCUGUCACACAGUGAAGACUUCCAAAUAUCCACUGGCAAGACUUUACAGGUGGAGAGAGUCGAUUUCAGAGUGAGGCGAGGCUUUCGACUGGAAUCUGUUUAUUGUCCUUUUCUCUCUGGUCAAAACAAGAAUCUAAGAAACUGCCUUCACAGCUAAGGGAACUUUGGGUCAUGCUGAAAGAGGCGAAUAACCACAGCAUGAGCCUCAUCAAACAGAAGAGGAUGCUGUCUUUGAAACAAGUACCUCAAAGUUGCAACUUUUUAAUUCAUUUUAAAUUAAACUUGUUUUCGUACCAUUGCAUCUACCUUGAUGCAAGAAUCACUCAUCACAGAAAGUGUCACUGUAAAUAAAACGGUGGUUUUUGGACUUAUUGAUAUCUAAACUGGGUGAAUUCCAAACUGAGGAGCGCAUCUUCACAACAAAAUCCACAUUUAACCUAUUGAUGUCAAAUUAAUUAAUACAAUUCACUCUAUAACAAAAUCAAAGGCAGACUGAAUAAUUUCCAUCAGGUCUGCUUUUUUUCCCAGUUUCACAGCAACCCCCCUGUGGUCAAUAUUGUUCUGGAAAGGCUAAGAUGGGCUACAUGAGCUUGAAUAUAUCUGUAGUACCUUACUGAAGGUCAGGAAUGUAGCAGUUCAAAAAUGGACUACUCUCCUUUUGAUUUUUAUUUAAUGUCCUGACUUUAGAAGUUAAUACAUGUGGCUUCCAUACAAGGGCUAUGAGGAAAGAAUGAUGCUCAUCAUACAGAGGAGCAUAUUGAUAAGUGUCUAAUUUUCGAAAGCUGGGAAAUUUUCUAUAUGUUGUGGUAAGGUCAUUAACUUUACUCUAAAAAAAA